UACAUUUCCCAGAAAACCAAGCGAGAAGCUGCUUGUGGGUGUCAUCAGCAAGGCACAGGUGGCGUGGGUCUCCCUUGUCAAACUAGAAACUAUUUCUACUGUUUCUUCUGUCUAAACAAUAGAAUUGUGAAUUGCUUGCAAGUUGGGUCAAAAUGGCGGAGCGGAAGGGAACAGCAAAGUUGGACUUUUUGAGAAAAAUUGAGCUUGAGAUCCAGGAGAAAUGGGAGAAGGAGAGGGCAUUUGAGCAUGAUGCACCAACAACAAUUGGAGAAAGCACAAACAAAAACAAGUACUUUGUCACCUUCCCCUACCCUUACAUGAAUGGCCGAUUGCACCUCGGCCACACAUUCAGCUUGUCAAAGUGUGAGUUUGCUGUUGGUUACCAGUCUCUGAAAGGAAAGAAAUGCCUCUUCCCAUUCGGGCUGCACUGCACAGGAAUGCCUAUCAAAGCCUGUGCAGACAAGCUAAAGCGAGAGAUGGAGCUCUAUGGAAACCCUCCACAGUUUCCAGACGAGGAGGAAGAAGAGAAAGAGAAGCCACAGACAUGUGAUGAAAUCAUCAUCAAGGACAAAGCAAAGGGCAAGAAGAGUAAAGCAGUGGCCAAAUCCGGAUCUGCCACUUUCCAGUGGGACAUUAUGAGGUCUUUGGGCCUGAAUGACCAGGAGAUUGCCAAGUUUGCCAGUGCUGAACACUGGCUGGAGUACUUCCCUCCUUUAGCUGUCAAAGACCUCAAACAUAUGGGAGUCAAGGUGGACUGGAGGCGUUCAUUCAUCACCACAGAUGUGAACCCCUUUUAUGACUCCUUCGUCAGGUGGCAGUUUGUCACACUGAAGGAGAGAAAAAAGAUCAAGUUUGGCAAAAGGUAUACCAUCUACUCCCCCAGGGAUGGACAGCCAUGCAUGGACCAUGACAGGCAGACGGGAGAGGGUGUUGGACCUCAGGAGUACACGCUCAUUAAGAUGAAAGUGGUUGAACCGUACACAGCAAAAUUUAAGUCCAAAGUCUUUUAUAGCAGCGGCAUGAAAGGCAAAAACAUCUUCCUGGUGGCUGCCACUCUGAGAGCAGAGACCAUGUUUGGCCAGACCAACUGCUGGGUGAGGCCCGACAUCAAGUAUGUUGCCUUUGAGACAACCAGCGGAGACAUCUUCAUCUGUACCAGUAGGUCUGCCAGGAACAUGUCUUACCAGGGCUUCACCAAAGAGAAUGGAGUGGUGCCAGUGAGCAUGGAAAUACUGGGACAGGAUAUCCUUGGCUGUGCCCUGAGUGCUCCUCUGACCUGCUAUAAGAUCAUCUAUGCUCUGCCCAUGCUCACUAUCAAGGAGGACAAAGGUACGGGGGUCGUUACCAGCGUGCCUUCUGAUGCUCCUGAUGACAUUGCUGCUCUCAGAGACAUCAAGAAAAAACAGGCUCUGCGGGAGAAGUACGGCAUUGAGGACAAGAUGGUGUUUCCCUUUGAGCCGGUCCCUAUCAUAGAGAUACCAGGCUACGGGAACCUGUCUGCUCCCCUGCUGUGUGAUGAGCUGAAGAUCCAGAGCCAGAAUGACAAGGAAAAGCUGGCUGAGGCCAAAGAGAAAAUCUACCUGAAGGGAUUUUAUGAAGGGAUCAUGCUGGUUGAUGGCUACAAGGGGCAGAAGGUCCAGGAUGUGAAAAAACCCAUCCAGAAGAUGCUGGUUGAGAGGGGCGAGGCCAUGAUCUACAUGGAGCCAGAAAAACAGGUCAUGUCUCGUUCAGCUGAUGAGUGUGUGGUGGCUCUCUGUGACCAGUGGUAUUUGGACUAUGGAGACGCAGAGUGGAAGCAGCAGGCCAAUGAAGCCCUCAAGUCUUUGGAGACAUUUGGAGAAGAGACCAGGAGAAACUUUGAGGCAUCUUUGACCUGGCUACAAGAGCAUGCCUGCUCUCGUACCUACGGACUUGGAACGCGGCUGCCUUGGGACGAGCAGUGGCUGAUUGAGUCACUAUCGGACUCCACCAUCUACAUGGCUUACUACACUGUAGCCCACCUCCUCCAGGGAGGUGUGCUCAACGGACAGGGCACCUCACCACUGGGCAUCAAGCCGGAGCAGAUGACCAGAGAGGUGUGGGACUUUAUCUUCUUUAAGACGUCUCCUUUCCCCAAGACCAACAUCCCUAAAGAGCAUCUACAGAGGCUGAGGAGGGAGUUUGAGUACUGGUACCCUGUGGACGUCCGUGUGUCUGGCAAAGACCUGGUGCCCAACCACCUGUCCUACUACCUGUACAACCAUGUGGCUAUGUGGCCCAAAGACAAUGGGAAGUGGCCACAGGCUGUGCGAGCCAACGGGCAUCUGCUGCUCAAUUCUGAAAAGAUGUCCAAAUCAACUGGAAACUUCCUCACUCUCACCCAAGCCAUUGACAAGUUCUCAGCCGAUGGUAUGCGUCUGGCUUUAGCCGAUGCCGGGGACACAGUGGAGGACGCCAACUUUGUGGAGACCAUGGCUGACGCUGGCAUCCUGCGCCUCUACACCUGGGUGGAGUGGGUGAAGGAGAUGAUUGCCAACCAAAACAACCUGAGGACGGGACCUGCAGACACUUUCAACGACCGGGUCUUUGCCAGUGAGAUGAAUGCAGGCAUCUUGAAGACAGAGCAGCACUAUGACAGGAUGAUGUACAAGGAGGCUCUGAAGAGUGGCUUCUUUGAGUUCCAGGCAUCCAAAGAUAAAUACCGUGAGCUGGCAAUCGAGGGCAUGCACAGAGACCUUGUCUUCCAGUUUAUAGAGAGACAAACUCUGCUGCUGGCCCCCAUAUGCCCACACCUUUGUGAAUACACCUGGGGUCUUCUGGGCAAGACCGGUUCUCUGAGGAAGGCAUCGUGGCCUGUGGCGGGUCCAGUGGACGAGAUUCUGAUCCGUUCCUCACAGUACCUGAUGGAGACCGCACAUGACCUCCGGCUGAGACUCAAAGCAUACAUGCAGCCCCCUAAAAGCAAAAAAGGUGACUCAAAACCCCCAGCCAAACCCUCCCACUGCACUAUCUACGUUGCCAAGAGCUACCCUCCAUGGCAGCACAGUGCCUUAUCCCUGCUCGGAAAGCACUACAAGAGCAACAACGGGGCCCUUCCAGACAAUAAAGUGAUAGCGAACGAGUUGGGAGCCCUGCCUGAACUGAAGAAAUAUAUGAAGAGAGUCAUGCCUUUUGUAGCCAUGAUCAAGGAGAACCUGGAGAAGAACGGGCCAAGGGUCUUGGAUCUGGAGCUGGAGUUUGAUGAGCGGACAGUUCUGAUGGAGAACCUGGUCUACUUAACCAAUUCUUUAGAGCUGGAACAGAUAGAUGUCUUGUUUGCAUCUGAGGCUGACGACAAAGUGAAGGAGGACUGUUGCCCAGGGAAGCCGUUCAGUGUUUUCAGAUCAGAGCCUGGAGUGUGUGUUUUCCUGGUCAACCCUCAGCCGUCCAAUGGCCUGUUUUCUACAAAGGUUGAGAUCCGACAGGGGGACAGCAGAGACAAUAUCAUCCGUAGGCUAGCCAAGGUCAACAGACUCAUCAAAGAUCUUUCCAGAGUGAAGUUGAUGAGGUACGAGGACCCCCUGCUAGGGCCACGACGGGUGCCCGUCAUGGGACAAGAGGAACAGGGCAAACUGCCCAUCUCUAACAAAUCUGUGUUCAACAUCAAUCUGGAGGAGAAGAGGGUCACUCUGGCUGACAACGGCCUCACUGUGGACGUCGGGGACAGUCUGGUUUAUCUGGUUCAUUAGAGUAACAUUCGCUCGCUAGCCCUCUCACUCGCUUUCUCUCACACACAGGCAGUGAAUCAUUUGUGAAAGGUUCAAAUACAUCAUGAAAUAUACAAUAAAAUAAAAAUAAACAAGGAUUUUGACUCAAAGCCAUGAAACACUGACUGAAAAGUAUAUGUAUGUUUUAUGAUUUAUGUUUCUGCACCAUUUGCUACUGCCCAUGGUGUUAGAUUUGACAGAUAUACAGGUUCUCACUGUUCUGUACUUUUUCACUGCAGAAUGCAACAUAAGGGAAUAUAUGAAACUGAUGGAACCUGAAAAGUUUGCUUCCAUUUUCCUUUAAAAAACACAAACACUUGCAGUAAAUUCAGAGUGCUGCGUCUUUGGUACUUAAAUUCUUCAAUGGUGUGAAAAAAAAUGUAAUAUUUAAAAUAUCUCAAAAAUAAGGAUUUAGUAUGUAGGAAAACACCAGAAUUUGUAUUCUAUUCCGUCUUUUCUUAGUCUGUUAGAUUAAUGUCAAAUCUAGUAAUAUUUCUUGACGAACACACUUUUCCUCUUUGAUAUGAUUCAUAAUAAACAAGCAGCUAUCUGUAUAAUAAAGCUUUCAAAUAAAGUGGGGUUUUUGAUUGCAAACAUCCCACAAUUUCCUGAUCUGUCCUGGCCAACCAGUUCUUCUAUGUUAUUACAUUGUGAGACUGCUCCUACAUCUUCCUGAAUUCCGGUUUUAAUAUAGAUGGUAAUGUGUCUGCUGUGCUGUUUUAUACAUCGAAGGUGAGGCACAUCACUCCAUUCAUGCUUUGUCAGCCUGUCAGCUAUCCUAUUUUCUAUCUGUGGAUGGUGCUUGUCUCACUUGUGGUUUUCCAGGGAAACUAUAAAACCUAUGAAAUAUUCA
Micropterus salmoides (largemouth bass) is the source of this 4578-nucleotide messenger RNA. It is a transcript of the gene lars1b, whose product is annotated as leucyl-tRNA synthetase 1b. Bases 153 to 3707 code for a protein of 1184 amino acids. Gene Ontology annotation, molecular function: leucine-tRNA ligase activity; aminoacyl-tRNA deacylase activity; ATP binding. The record is from RefSeq and is a predicted model, not a curated record. NCBI's taxonomy places the organism in Eukaryota, Metazoa, Chordata, Actinopteri, Centrarchiformes, Centrarchidae. Gene Ontology annotation, biological process: leucyl-tRNA aminoacylation. The transcript has 32 exons.